AUGGCAAAAGGGUUACUGGAAGAGUAUGGCAAAUGGAACUCUAUAGAGCAAUCUAUAGCUGCCUUCCUGAUGGAAUAUACCUAUCACCAGAUGUUGGGCACAUAUUUUCAGAGGGAGAUAUUCACUAAUAUCAAUAAAAUCUUAGACUUCCGAGAAACUACAAAAAUACAGAAAACAUAUCCCAACACAUGGCAUAUCUUGCCUACCAGCAAUUUUGAAAUCCCAGUUCAUAAAAUUUAUCCUAGUCUUCUUGCAACUAAAAAUUCAUCAAAAAUAAUUAAACAAGAGUGUCAAGCAUUAAAAUAUGUGAUGUCAUUUGAAAAAUAUUUAAGAGACAUUGAUUCAAAUAAUGAAGCAGAUAAUAUCCAGAAACAGAGAAAAAGGGCAGCAAAUGAUCUAUUGUGUAUUUUAUAUGAGAAAUUGCACAGGGAUUUAAAAUCAGUGGUGAUUUGUCCUCAGAAGAUUAUUAUCAUAGUAUCAUUGAUUAAUGCUGAUAGUAGGCAACUGAUGUCACCAUAG
Molecule: messenger RNA, 519 nt
Organism: Entrophospora sp. SA101
Lineage: Eukaryota; Fungi; Glomeromycota; Glomeromycetes; Entrophosporales; Entrophosporaceae
Source: the annotation of a GenBank genome assembly